Messenger RNA from Anarrhichthys ocellatus (wolf-eel), 2254 nucleotides. Its product is annotated as cytochrome P450 2J6-like. Gene Ontology annotation, molecular function: oxidoreductase activity, acting on paired donors, with incorporation or reduction of molecular oxygen, reduced flavin or flavoprotein as one donor, and incorporation of one atom of oxygen; iron ion binding; heme binding. Gene Ontology annotation, cellular component: cytoplasm; intracellular membrane-bounded organelle. Gene Ontology annotation, biological process: xenobiotic metabolic process. The transcript is spliced from 9 exons. The coding region runs from base 93 to 1589 and encodes 498 amino acids. The record is from RefSeq and is a predicted model, not a curated record. NCBI's taxonomy places the organism in Eukaryota, Metazoa, Chordata, Actinopteri, Perciformes, Anarhichadidae.
UUCCGCCCGCGUACUUCAAUGAGCUUUGUACGGUCGUGCUCGCAAAAGUUAACACCAGAAAAAGAAACAAGUUGACAUAGUUAAGCAAUCAAAUGGAGGCACUAUACAAUGUACUGGGCUUGGAGUGGAUGGACUGCAGCAGUAUUUUGAUAUUUCUGUGUGUUUUUCUGUUGUUGACUGAUAUUGUGAAAAACAGAGCUCCGCCAAACUUCCCCCCAGGACCGUGGGCUCUUCCUUUCAUCGGUGACCUGCAUCGCACGGAUAUCACCAGAUUCCACCUGCAGAUUGGAGAGUUUGCACAGAAAUAUGGAAACAUUUUCAGCCUCCGGCUCUUUGGUGGAAGGAUCGUGGUCCUCAAUGGCUACAAGCUUGUGAGAGAGGCCCUGGUCCAACGAGGAGAGGACUACGUGGAUCGCCCCUCCAUACCGUUAUUUGAUGCAUUAACGGGCAACAAAGGUCUGGUGAUAUCGAAUGGCCACCAGUGGAAGGAGCAGAGGAGAUUUGCUGUCCGUACACUCAGAAACUUUGGUGUGGGCAAGAAGACCCUGGAGCUGUCCAUCCAGCAGGAGUGUCAUUACCUCACUGAGGCUUUUGCCCUUCAGCAAGGCAAGCCUUUUGACGCCCAGCCACUGAUGAACAAGGCUGUGUCCAACAUCAUCUGCUGCCUGGUGUUUGGGGAUCGCUUCGAGUACUCUGACAAGCAGCACCAGCUGAUUCUUCAGACCUUCACUGAGAUACUGUACUUGGAGGGAGGUUUUUGGGCACAGGUUUAUAACGCGUUACCCUUGCUGAUGAAGUGGCUUCCUGGACCUCACCAGAGGAUAUUCUCUCUGACACAAGCUUUGCUCGACUACAUACAAGUAAAGAUCGAAGAACACGGGGAAAGCUUUGACCCCUCCUCACCGAGAGACUACAUCGACUGCUUCCUCGCAGAGAUAGGAGAGAACAAGGACAAAGACGCUGGUUACGAUUUCAAGAAUCUGUGUUUUUGCACUUUGGACCUUUUUGUUGCUGGAACUGAAACUACUACGACUACUUUACACUGGGGACUGCUAUACAUGAUCUACUACCCUCACAUACAAGAGAGAGUCCAGGCCGAGAUAGAUGCUGUGGUCGGUUCAUCCAAGAAGCCUUCUGUGACUGACAAAGAAACGAUGCCUUACACCAAUGCAGUCAUCCACGAAAUCCAGAGAAUGGCCAACAUCCUUCCCCUCAAUUUGGUCCGCAUGACGGUCAAGGAAACCACGCUGGACAAGUACACAAUCCCAAAGGGCACCAUCAUCAUGCCGACACUGACCUCGGUUCUACGUGAUGAGUCCAUGUGGGAAACUCCACACACCUUCAACCCUCAACACUUUCUGGACCAGGACGGCAAAUUCAGGAAGAGAGAAGCCUUCCUUCCCUUUUCAGCAGGGAAGCGCGUGUGUCUCGGGGAGCCGCUGGCCAGGAUGGAGUUAUUCCUCUUCUUCACCUCCCUCCUCCAGAGGUUUUCUUUAUCGCCGCCGGCUGGAGAGCAGCCCAGUCUGGACUUCAAGUUAGGAGCCACUCUCUGUCCCAAACCGUACCGCCUCUGUGCCGUACCGCGAUAGACCAACACAAUGAAUCAAUGUGUGACUCUACGCGUAUCUUGCAAUACAUCAACUUUACUAUCAUCUAGUAAAACAUAAUGUGCCCGUCGUUCUUUUUCAUCUCGAUAAGCUUUUUAAUAAGAUUUUAUGUUAUAAAUGUGACCUACUGUCUUCAAAAGCAUAUCACAGUUCACUCAUUUCUUAAAUACUUUCCACAGCACAUUGUUUUUGUCAGAUUUGCUAAACCUUUACAUUUGUGUAACUGAAUGGGUUAGUCGAUGUUGACACUGGUUUCAGUCGGAGGUUUUGCAGGUGAGAAAAACACUCACAUUAGAGAAUCCCACAUUAGUCUCAGUGGUGUUUAUCAACCUGUAUGAUGCCUGCUGUUAUUCUGAGUUUAAUCUGCAGUUAACUGGAUGUUUCAGUCAUGAAAUUUAUGUGACAAAAAAUGUUUCAUCUACCUCCGAUUAAUAUGAGAAAGCGCUUUACGUGACAGAAAGUAACACUUUGAGGUGUUUCUCUUAAAUUUAACCUUUUGUUUAAUUUUUUGAAUUGACAUAUAAAAACAUCAAAGUUGAAGCUUGAGGUCUCCUUUCAUGUGAACAUGCACCUCGUCUCACUUCUGGGUUUCCCCUGUAAAGCUUUUGAAGUCAGAAAUGGAAAAUAAACAGCGAGGAGCUUGAGAA